UGAAGAAUAUGAGAACUAACCUUUGCCAGCGGUCUACCCGACUAUUUCUUUUAGUCUGGUGCCAGUGUGCUGAAAAACACGAGAAAAUUUUAGUCACGAAUUUCAUAUUUGCCAUCAAAGAUUUCCGGGUACCGUACCAGCUGAUAAGCACACAGCACACAGGAAACGACGUGAAAAGAAAGGAAUCCUGUCAUGCUUUUGCAUACAUAUAUUUCGAGAAACUUUUGAUUGCGUUCCUCAAGGUUUUGGUCGGAGAACAUAUUUAAUACGCUGAUGCUUUAAACUGCAAGUAUAAUGGGGAGCUUAAUUUCAAGAAUUUGGCGCAAGAAGUCAACCAUCGAACAGCUGGAGGCCAUCGAGAAAAAGAUGGAGGCCCUGCUGAGCCUGAAGCGGCGGGACACGCAGCGGGAGAAGCAAAUCAUGGGCUCCUUACUGCUCUACUCGGUCAUUGUCUACCUGCUGAUGGCGCUCUUCUUCUACUUCUACUAUGAGGCCAAGGACUGGAAGGGGCGGGCAACACAGAUCCUGCCAUUUCUUCUGUUCCCAGUCCUAAUCUUUGGCAUUAGGAAGUCGCUACAGUGGUACUUUGUCAAAAGAAUAGCAAGAAACCAAAUGGCCCUGGAGGACUUAAAAGCCGAAAAGAAGCAAAUAUUGGAAGAUGUGAAAGACAAGGAGAGUUACAAGAAAGCCAAGGAGAUCCUUGAUCGGUUUGAUCCCAGCUCCUCCCCGCCCCCUCCUCAGCCUGUGGUAGCAAUCGUCCCCAAACCAGGCCAGCCACCAGUGCCCAAACUUCGCCAAAGACCCAUGACAGCCCGAGGUGCCAGAACCCCCAACACACCCCCACAGAGACCCCAGCAGAGAGGCCCACCCACACUGGCACCAAAGCUGACACCACAACAGCAGUUGAUGAUGAGACCCCAAGCCCCACCACGUCCCAUCCUACCCAGGGAGAGGGGCACAGUGGACAAGCUGGUGGAUUUCCUGGUAGGAGACGGCCCGUCCAGUCGCUAUGCCUUGAUCUGUAGGCACUGCUAUUCACACAAUGGCAUGGCUUUACAGGAAGAAUUUGAAUAUCUUGCCUUCAAGUGUGCCUACUGUGGGGUGUUCAAUCCAUCCAAGAAAGUUCGGCCCCAGGCACCUCAGCUUCCUGUGGCUUCCCCAUCACAGAGACAAGGCUCGCCUAGCCGAGUUCCAACAGCAGAAAACACACCACGGCGCGGCAGUACCAGUGAAGGUGGCAGCCAAUCAGAUUCUGACGUUGCUUCAUCCUCCUCCAUCCCACCGUCCAACACCCCUCGACCAGACGUCCAGACGGAAGGCACAGCACAAGACGGCGGUAGCACCCAGGAUGAUGCAACCGCUCAGGAUAAUGCAAUUGGUGACACACCCUCUGAUACACCGUCCGCAGCACCCCCUGACACACAUGGUGGGGAAGCUGAGCCGUUGGAGGUGGAGGAAAUACAGGGCCAGAGUGCAAGCUGAUAGGCAGGUUGGAUGCAUACUCAUUACUUGAUAGUUGUACAUUUUUUUUUCCCAUAUGAGACUUCUUUAUUCAGAGAUCAGUAAGUUAUUACAUUAAGUGAUCUAGCAGUUUGACGAAUGUUCUAUCUUUUUUGGUUUUUUCUGAUUACCUAUUUGAUGUGGUAUGAGAUACUAUCAUAUUGUUUUCUGUGUGUAAAUAAACUUGCAGUGUUUCAAAAGCCAAACGUUUGUUUCUUGUCAAAAUUCGCUGAGCCAUCCAGCAUUAAAUGCAGUGUGUCAUAUUUUAUCCGUCAGGAGAAAAGGAUAGUUGACUCCUUAAAUUUCAGGAGGUUGUCGCUUGUUAUUAAAAUGAUCAAACUAAUUGGAUCACUGGAGAAGCGGGAUUAACUCCUGAUUUUCAAUAUCUAAAGCUAAUGUGGUGUAAUGGAUGAUGGAGAUGUAGGAAUGACGGAAUAGUAAGAGAAUGAAAUCCAUUCCUGGACAUCACUUGACACCCUGCAAAACCCUCUAGAGAGAUUGGUCUGAAAAAUUCCAAGUGUUGUCUAUGUCAAUCUUUCCAUAUUUUCCCUGCUAAAUUUGUGACCUUUUAGGCCACUCUAUCCGCCCCAAGCUGAAGUGCACCCCCAAUCGGCGAAAGAAAGACGUGGUUACAAGCAGGUUCUCGCAUGAGUUCUGU
Messenger RNA from Acanthaster planci (crown-of-thorns starfish), 2158 nucleotides. RefSeq names its product endoplasmic reticulum junction formation protein lunapark-B-like. Lineage: Eukaryota; Metazoa; Echinodermata; Asteroidea; Valvatida; Acanthasteridae. Gene Ontology annotation, biological process: endoplasmic reticulum tubular network organization. The record is from RefSeq and is a predicted model, not a curated record. Gene Ontology annotation, cellular component: endoplasmic reticulum tubular network.